AUGUUCACUAGAACUAUCACCGUAUUCUUCGUGGCUGUCCUCAGUAUUUCAUGGGGUCAAGCAUGGGUAGUGCAGAUGCGUCAUAAAGAGUAUGAGCCUUUAUAUCCUGCUAUACUCGAAUUCAAACAUGAAAACAUGGAACCACACGAUGAUAUGAGACGUCUACCACCCAGUUACGAGAACUUGGUCUACAGACUCUAUGAUUAUCUGAUUUACCCAAGUGAAAAGUACAUAAAGGUACUCUCAAAUACAACCUUUAUCUUCAAACAGCCCCCUGGCUACGAAUCUGACGAUAUGUACAUGUUCUGGAAUAGCGUACCUGUGAAAGAUUUUCUCAAGAAGCCCAGGACGAGAGAAUGGUUUGUGACAAGCAUUAUUGAGAUUGUACUGAACCGGCUCAUGGAAUCUUGUGAUGAACUAGAGAAGACAAUUAGCCCGCUGAUCACCAAUCAUGAAUCAACGCCUAUGGAUAAUGCUAGUGGAUUGAAUACUGAAGAAAACCAAUUUGACAUGAAGGUAAUCCUGCUAGAAGUAACGUCAGCGAAAUUAGUGUUGCGGGAUCUUCAAAAUCGAAUGAAUUUCUACAAGAAUAAUAUUGACGUAGCUACACAUUUGGAAAAGAAAAUCGGAGGAUUGAGUCUGCAAGGGCUUCUGAGGUACACCGUUAUUGCAAUGACAUCAGUACGUGGCUCUUGGAUUGAUUGGAAAGUCUUGUCACAUUAUUCUUAUGUGGCUAAACCU
This is a messenger RNA of Brenthis ino (lesser marbled fritillary), 741 nucleotides long. The record is from the annotation of a GenBank genome assembly. NCBI's taxonomy places the organism in Eukaryota, Metazoa, Arthropoda, Insecta, Lepidoptera, Nymphalidae.